Messenger RNA from Ctenocephalides felis (cat flea), 1714 nucleotides. Its product is annotated as calcium-binding mitochondrial carrier protein SCaMC-2-A-like. NCBI's taxonomy places the organism in Eukaryota, Metazoa, Arthropoda, Insecta, Siphonaptera, Pulicidae. Gene Ontology annotation, molecular function: ATP transmembrane transporter activity. The record is from RefSeq and is a predicted model, not a curated record. The coding region runs from base 280 to 1392 and encodes 370 amino acids. Gene Ontology annotation, cellular component: mitochondrial inner membrane. The transcript has 5 exons. Gene Ontology annotation, biological process: transmembrane transport.
CAGUCAUAAGCCGAAAGCUGACUCGUGCGCGUUGCGCGCACUCGGAUUCUUACGCGUUUUUUACUCGUUUGUUCUGCAACAAUUUCAUUUAAAAAAUCCGUCAAGAAUCGGUUCAACUGUGUCAAAAAUCAUCGCUCUGGGGCCAAAUUAAUCCUGCUGCCUGAUUGGAAAUUACUAUUUUUAUAUUGAAAACCACAAGUGAAUUCGUGAUUGUGAUCUGUGAUAUUUAAAUAUUUUAAACUGUUAUUUUUGAUAAUUGGUACGGUAGUGUUUUUUCCUAUGAAAGAAAGCAGUAUGAUGAAAAAAGUUGCAGCAAUGGGGCUAGAACAAUUACCUGUUGGUUACGACAUCGUGGAGGACUCUGUGUAUAUAUUUUAUGAGCUUCUGGCCAGGAUAAAUUAUUUGGAUAUCGGUGAAGACCUCAACGUGCCGGACGAUUUCACACAAUCGGAGAUGCAGACGGGAAAAUGGUGGCGGCACCUCGUUGCUGGCGGAGUCGCCGGCGCCGUGUCCAGGACGUGCACCGCUCCCCUGGACAGGAUAAAAGUAUUCCUUCAGGUUCAAACACAGCAGCUUCGAAUAAUGGAUUGCUAUCGAUGCAUGAUGAAGGAAGGAGGUAUGACCGGGCUGUGGAGAGGAAAUGGUAUAAAUGUUCUCAAAAUUGCACCGGAAUCUGCAAUCAAAUUCGCAGCAUACGAAAAGGUGAAACGUAUUUUACGCGGUGAGGGCAACAGCACGCGAGUUAUGGGCAUUGGAGAGCGAUUUGUUGCAGGAGCGACAGCAGGUUGCAUCAGCCAGACCGCUAUUUAUCCUUUAGAGGUUCUAAAAACGCGGCUGGCGCUCCGAACAACGGGACAAUAUGCGGGAAUCGUAGAUGCCGCCAAGAAAAUAUUCGCCAGGGAAGGACUCAAAAGUUUCUAUAGGGGGUAUGUUCCAAAUAUGUUAGGAAUAAUACCAUAUGCGGGAAUUGACUUGGCGGUUUACGAGACACUAAAAAAGAAAUACCUUAAGACUCAUUCAUUAAAUGAAGAACCUAACUUUUGGUUACUAUUAGCAUGUGGGUCAGCUUCUUGUACACUAGGACAAGUUUGUUCAUAUCCACUAGCUUUGGUUAGGACGAGGCUACAAGCACAAGGUAAAUACAAAAUUGAUUUUUCUUAUUAUAUAUGUUUUUACUAUUAUCACGUUUAUGAUUGUUUGUUCAUUUUAGUAACGCCUACUCCUGAAUCUGGCACAAUGUCGGGGAUGGUUAAAACAAUACUUCAGAAAGAGGGUCCGCUUGGCCUGUAUCGAGGUAUCACGCCAAAUUUCAUAAAAGUGAUGCCGGCUGUGUCCAUCAGUUAUGUGGUAUAUGAAUACUCCAGUCGAGCCUUAGGUGUCAACAUGACAUAAUGGAUCUUUUCAUGACUGUAGGACAAUUUCUUUUAAUCAUAAUCUGCACUUGUACAGAAGAAAAUUUAUUUAUUUGUUUAUAUCAUACUAAGUUAUUCGCUCGAUUAAUCAUGCACAUAAUAAUUUAUUUCUAGUUUAUUUGUAUUAUAUAUUUGUACGUUUAGCAUAUAUUUUAUUAGGCAAAACUGUUUUUAUAUUUAUUGAUAUAUUUGUGUUAUCUAAUAAGUAUAACAAUUCUCAAGUAAAUCGAAAUAUUGCAUCUUAUUUUAAAUGAAAGAUCGAUAUGUACCUAAUGUUGCAUGACAUUUUAAAUAUUCCUAAA